AUUCAGUAAGGUUGGAUGACGGAAGGAGAGAACCACUACCUGGAUCUCCUUAACAAGCACCUAACCCGGAAGCAGAUCUCACUGCCAGUAGUAGUGUCAUGUGUUCCCUCGGAUACCCCUACUGGGAUCCUAUACUCACUGACACUCCGUGUUCCUGAUCUCGUCAUUGACAAAGUAGGAACAGGGAAAACAAAACAAGAAGCAAAGAACAAUGCAGCACGUGACAUAGUAAAAGAGCUAGAGAAGAUAACCGCUCAGGAGGUAUCUCAGCAGAGAGUUAUUGGGGCCGGGAGGAGGAUCAGGAAAAAUGCUGUAGCUCUGUUACACGAGUUUAUACAGAGACACAAGCUAGCUAAGCCCUCCUACCAAGUGUUAGAAUCCCCUGGAGGGAGUCGGAGUGACUACUUGCUAGAAGUGUGUAUAGGAUCACACACUCAACAGGGGCGCGGCUCCAGCAAGAAGAUCGCUAAACUAGCAUGCUCUAAGAUGAUGUACGCGGAGCUAAAGUUGGAGAUACUCGGAGAAGAGGAGGAAGAGGAGGAGGGGAGUAGCGAGUCAGGAGAGACAAUGGAGGAGGGGGAGGAGGAGAAGGAGGAGGAGUUUGUACCGGACUAUCAUUAUACUGAUCUGGACGAGUUUCAGGGCAGUGUAAGGAGCAGGAUUGUGUCGGAGUAUGAGGACAGUAGGUCUGCUCAAGCGGCCUGCUUUGCUCCCGUUAAUAUUGACAAUCUGCCAAACAAUUUGGAGGACCUGAAGGAUCUGAAAAUGACUGAGAGUCAAGUUAUAGAGGACACUUCUGAUACCUACCCUGUGCCAUAUGAGAUCCGGUCAGACUGGCGUUUUGCCAGCAUAUUACUAGAGAAAGCAUCCCAGCUCGGAGACAUCGACGUUACAUUCCAGAAACUGAAGGAUGUGGACGAUUUCAAACGAUCUUUCUUAACUUUUCUGACCAUCAGACCGAAGCAGACGAACGAUCGGACUCAGCAAUAUCUGAACAUGUCCUACGGUGUGACCCUCGAAAUUGCUACUGAAACAUUGGCUUUUGUUACUUUGAGGCAUGCAGAGAUACUUGGCUGCAAUUUAAGUGAGCUGGUACAGUUAUGUCCAGGUUCUUCAGUUAGUUCAGACACAAACGUUCACGUUUCAGAAUAGAGAUCUGACUAUCCAGUAUCCCGUGACCUUGUUUUUUAUUAGAGUUCAGAUGACCACUGGCAAAUUUGUUCCCACAACUAGCAAAGUCUACUGAAGUUGUAGCGCGCGAAAACGUUUUGUUGUUGCGGGCGCACUUGUUCACUAAACCUCGAUGUCACGUGACAACGCGGCAAUACAAUUCAUUCUCUGAAUAUUGAGGUCAUGCAUGCUGGUUAAAAAUUAAAAUACCAGUUCUCAGCCUUCUUGAG
Molecule: messenger RNA, 1400 nt
Organism: Bolinopsis microptera
Lineage: Eukaryota; Metazoa; Ctenophora; Tentaculata; Lobata; Bolinopsidae
Exons: 4
Coding region: 16-1152 (378 amino acids)
Biological process (GO): siRNA processing; regulation of regulatory ncRNA processing
Cellular component (GO): cytoplasm; RISC complex; RISC-loading complex
Molecular function (GO): siRNA binding; double-stranded RNA binding
Source: RefSeq, a predicted model, not a curated record